UUGUCUCUGGGAACACAAGGCCAACAAAGGCCACACUUUGUGUGUCUGAUCCUCAAACUGCCUGCAGAACAGCAGCAGGUGAGAGAAGACCCCAUGACUCUCACUCUCAUGGCCCUGUUCAGCCUUGGUGAGAUGUAAAAACGGGAAGGAGUCACCUACAUCUGGGAGAGACCCCACUCCAUAGACAGGACUUGGCUUGUGAGGAAACUCCAAGGGCUCAGGAAGCUCUUGGUAGGAGAGGACCUGCGCAGCUUUCAGGACAAACUUCUCAAAGGACAUUCUCUCUCAGAGCUGAGUCUGGGCUAUAAGAAAGCAGUAUUGGCAGGUUCAUAUGCAAACAUACUGAUGUCAAGAUCUCAAGCAUGCUCAUGUUUGUGAAAUUAAUACCCACAAUCACCAAGCAAUGGCAACAGCCUAAAUAGAUGUCAGCACAUGAAUUUAUUAAUGGAUAAAACUGGAGUGUAUGCCAACUCAAGACCUAUUUCCACCAGUGCAGGUGUCAAUGAUGUACAUAAUGCUUUUCUUCAUGCCUUCUCCUAUUGGGAGUUAAUAGCAAGCCCCCCCCUCCCCGAGCCUUUCAGCAGAACAGUUGAUCUGACCCAUUUGAUUUGCAACUGAACCACAUUUAGUAGGUGGAAAUCCAAAAACAAACAGCCAGGAAAUGAAAUAGUGAAGAUGGGCUCAUUACACACAGCAUAUGAGGAGAGCCAGGAGUUUUUGAAGAAAGGAGUCAUUGGAUUUUAUGCAGUGAGCCCAUACACACUCAAGUCAGAAAAAGCUUUAGGGAUGUGCAGCUUCUUAAUGUAAGGUCAGAGUUCAAGAAAGGAAGUUCAAGACAGAAAGAUUGUAGAUAUAUUUUGGGUAGCCCAAGAAGAUCAUGGAAUGGACCAUACGACACGAAACCUACACUCGUCAUCAGAAACUCUUUGGGACAUACUCACCUUGCAGCACAACACUAAUGGAAGAGUGUCUAUAUGUGGACAUGCUCAGUAUGUGUCAUUAAGAUGGUCUCUGUCAGAAAGAGAAACUCCUCAACGCAUGCUCAGCUUGCAUCAUACGUAUCGCAGACAGGAACACUGGGCAUUCUCAGACUAUGCCAUGAAAGAGUGGUAGGGAAGCCUUUGACAUGCUCAGCAUUCUGCACAAUUUGAAGGUAUUUUAAUACAGAAACUUGCUUGCUGUGAUAGUGCCAGACCUAUUCAGUGGCUAAGGAAGUGUGAAAGUUCCCUUUGUAUUAACUGAAUAAGUUCUAGAACUAUAUAAUUAAUAAAAGUGUUUAGUAAUAAUUAGACAACUGCAAUCAGACUUGGUGGUGCAUACCUAGUACCACUUGACUCAAAACACUGAAACCAAAGAGUCUAUUGAGGCCAUGAGUUCAAACCCAGCAUGAACUAAGUGGACCCCAUUUCAAAGAAUAUCACCCUAAGAGAAUAUGUAUCAAUAUCACGCUAUUUGUUAUUUUUUAAAGAUUUAUUUAUUUUAUGUAUAUGAGUGCUCUAUCUGCAUAUAUGAUUUUAUGCCAGAAGAGGGCAGCAGAUCCCACUAGAGAUGAUUGUGAACCACUAUGUGGUUCUGGGGCCUUGAACUCAGAACCUCUGGAAGAGCAGACAGUGUUCUUAACUUCUGAGUCAUUUCUCCAACAUCAUGUUAUUAAAAAAUUAGUAACAGCAGAAAGUGAAGACAGUAGGAGGAAGCUUAGAGGAGACAGGUAUGUUUAUAAUAUAGGUUAUAUUGAAAAUUUCAUAAGAUAUAUUAUGUAUAUUCAAUCUUGUCAAGUUAUGGAUGUUAAAUAUGUAGAGAUUUUUCUUUCUACUUAUUUUAAAAUUAUUUUUAGUUAUGUGAGUGCAUGUGCAUGUGACUAUGUGAACAUCAGUGCAAAUGCCCCUGAAGGCCAGAAGUGUAGCUUAUCCCUGGAGCUGGCAUUAUAGACAGCUGUGAACUGGUGCUGGGAAUUGACCUGAGGUCCUCUGGAAGAACAGCCAGUGCUGUUAACCAAAGAGCUAUAUCUUGACUGCUCUGUAGAUUUUUUCCUGUAAGUCCAAAAUUGUAUUUUUUUGUCUUUGAAUUCUUUUUAAAAACAUUUAUUUUGUUUAAUUAGCAUUUUUCAUUUAUUUUACAUACCAACCACAAUUGCCUCUCCCUCCUCUCUUCCCAUUUUCUCCUCCCAACUCCCAUCUACCCUCCUCCCCAUCCACUCCUCCUCCCUCUCCAUUCAAAAAUGGGCGGGCCUCCCAUGGGCUUGACCAAAGCAUGGCACAUCAAGUUGAGGCAGGACAUAACUCUUCCUCCUGCAGAAAGGCUGGGUGAGGUAAUCCAGCACAGGGACCAGGUUCCCAAAAGCCAGCUAAGUGCCAGAGACAGGUCCUGAUUUCAUGGCUAGGAGCCUUACGAACAGACCAAGCUACACAAGUGUCAUACACAAGCAGAGAGCCUAGGUUGGUUCCAUGCAGGCUCUAACUGUUGUUCCUGAGUCCAUGUGCUCCUAGGAGCUUAGGUCAACUGUCUCUGUGGGUUCCUUUAUUAUGACCUUGCCUUCCCCUACCAUCCUCCUGGGCUCCUACAAUCUCUCCUCCCUUUCUUUAGGAGGACUCCCAGUGCUUUGCCCAGUGCUUGUCUGUGGAUCUCUGCAUCUGCUUCCAUCAAUUAAUAGAUAAAGGCUCUCUGAUGGCAAUUAGGGUAGUCUUCAAUCUGAUUACAGUAGAUGACUAGUUCAGGCACCCUCUCCACUAUUACUAGGAGUCUUAGCUAGGAUCAUCCUGGUGGAUUCUUGGGAGUUUCUCUGGCACUAGGUUUCUUACUAACCCUGAAAUACAACCCCCAUCAAGAUGUCUCUUUCCUUACUCCCCCAAUCUGUCCUGCCCCCAACCCACCUCCUGCACCCAGCCCACCCAACUCACUCCCUGAAAUUCCCAUCCCCCCACCUUCUCACCCCCACCCACAGUUUACUCAGGAGAUCUCUUCUAUUUCCCUUUCCCAGGGAAAUUCUUGCAUCACCUUUUGGGCCCUCUUUAUUAUCUAGCCUCUCUGGGGCUAUGGAUUGUACAUUGGUUAUUCUGUAUUUUACUCCUAAUAUCCACUUAUGAGUGAGUACAUACCAUGUUUGUCUUUCUGGGUCUGGGUUACCUCACUCACAAUGAUUUUUCUAGUUCCAUUUAUUUACCUGCAAUUUCAUGAGGUCAUUGUUUUUCAUAGCUAAGUAAUACUCCAUUGUGUUAAUGUACCACAUUUUCCUGGUGUGGGAUGUCUUUCUGUACACUGUGAAUAUAUGUUGCUCCCAUUGCUUAAUAAAUAAGCUGCUCUGGCCUAUGGCAAAGCUUCUUAGAGGCAGGUGGGAAAUCCAAGGACAGAGACAGGAAAGAGAAAGGUGGAGUCUAGAGAGAUGCCAGCCACUGCUGAAGGAGAAGCAAGAUGCCAGCAGACUGGUAAUGCCAUGGCCAAGUGGCAAAACAUAGAUUAAUAGAAAUGGGUUAAUUUAAGAUGAAAUAGCUAGCUAGCAAGGAUCCUGCCAUAGAUCAUACAGUUUGUAAAUAAUAUUAAGCCUCUGAAUGAUUAUUUUAUAAGCAGAUGCAGGACUGCGGGGCUGGGCAGGACCUGAGAAACGUGGGACCAUGGGCCUUUCCCAUGUUUCUGAAAAACUACCAUAUUGAUUUCCAAAGUGACUGUACCAGUUUGUACUCCCACCAACAGUGGAGGAGUAUUCCCUUUACUCCAUAUCCUCUCCAACAUAAGCUGUUACCAGUGUUUUUGAUCUUAGCCAUUUUGACAGGUGUCAGAUAAUAUCUCAGAGUCAUUUUGAUUUUCAUUUCCAUAAUGACUAAGGGUGUUGAAUAUUUUGGUGAUUUGAAAUUCUUCUGUUGAGAAUUCUCUGUUUAGAUCUGUAUCCCAUUUUUUAAUUGGAUUAUUUGGUAUUUUGAUGUCUAAUUUCUUGAGUUCUUUAUAUAUUUUGGAGACAAGGGAUGAUCUCCAAAAUUAAAAAAAAUUAAAAAAAUUUUAAGUUCUUAUUGCUUUGUUUUGCAUUUUGAGACAAGGUCUUGCUAUGUAUAGUGUUUCCUGGCCUGGAACUCAUUGUGUAGACCAGGAUGGCUUUGAACUCAUAGAGAUCCACCUGCUUUGGUCUCCCCAGUGCUGGAGUUAAAGGCUUGAACUACCAUGCCUGGCUGAAGUUUAUUUAAAACUAUAAAAUGUCUAAAAUAGCUUAAGAAAAAUACAACUUAGUAAUCUUAAGGAAUUUUAAGUUUGAAGGAAAAUUAGUUGAGUCCAACAAUGUGUUUAAAAGUGUACUGUGAUUAAGUAGGACUUAUCUAAGAAAAUAAAGAUAUUUUAAAUAAAAAGUCUGUAUAUGUGGCCCAUUACAUUAAAAGAAAAAAAACCCAUAUGAUUAUCUUGGGAGGCACAAACAAAGCUUUUGAUUUAAAGUUUUAUGUGCUUGUAAUUUAAAAAGCAUUUGAAGUCCAGAAAAAGAAGCAGACUUUCUCAAUCUGACAAAGACUAUAUAUGUAAAGUUUCAUUUGUUACAAUUUAUUUAUUCAUUUCUAUGCAUUUUAAAAUUACAAUAUAAUUACAUCAUUCCCCUCCUAUUUCCUCCCUCCAGUUCCUUCCAUGUCCCCCCCAUUUCAAACUGAUAAUUUAUUUCUCUUUGAUUAUCGCUACAUAUGUAUAUAUGUGAACAUGAAUAUUUUACAUAUAGAUGUACAAAUAGUAAGUUUUAAAGUAAUAAUUAUUUUAAUACCAGGAAAAGAUAGGAAAAAAUUUUUAGUUAUUAAUCACAUUUUUCCUCUAAUUUAUUCUUUGAAAAUUUCAAACAUGCAAAGUGUCUUUUUUCUGAUGCCAUUUUCUUUUUUUAUCCAUGUGCAUUUCUUUUUUUUCUUUCAUUUUCUUUAUUAAGAAAUUUUCUACUCACUCCACAUACUAUCCACAGAUCCCCCCUCCUCCUUUCUCCCACCCCCCAGCCCUCUUUCCCAAGCCACCCCGCAUCCCCACAUCCCCCAAAUCGAGGUCUCCCAUGGCAAGUCAGCAGAGCCCAGCUCACUGAGCAUAGGCAGGUCCAAGCCCCUUCUCACUGCACCAAGGCUGUGCAAGGUGUCACACCGCAGGCACCGGGUUCCAGAAGCCUGACCAUAGACCAGGGACAGAUCCCGGUCCCCCUGCCUGGGUCCCCCCCAAACAGUUUGAGCCAAACAACCAUCUUCCAUAUCCAGAGGGCCUAGUCCAGUCCCACGGGGGCUCCACAGCCACCAGUCCACAGUCCAUGGGCAUACAAAGUGUCUUGAUCAUAUAUCCACCCCUCACUUCCACAGUUCUGCUCCAACCCUACCCCUGAACCCUUCAUCACAUCUCCCUCCCAAUUUCAUGUUCUCUUUUUAUAAUUUUAUUUUUAACUUACUGGAUUUCAAUUAAUGCUGCACAUGUGUUCACUGGCAUGGGGUAAUACACCACAACAUGGACAACCUUGCAGUCGCUAUACUUUUAAAGAAAAGUGACUUCCCCCAUCCUCUGUACAACAACCAGCAUCUGCCAAUAGCACACACACACACACACACACACACACACACACACACACACACACACACACACUGGGAUUUUAGCUGCCCUGAUUUUGAGCAGAUCUUCUGCAGGGAACCAGGGAACCACACCUGCUGGAGGUUCAUGUGUGUAACAGGCAUUCAUGUCCAUAAGACAUCAUUUCCCAGCACUCCUCCCCAGCCUCUGACUUUUACUCUUUCUACCCCUUCGUUCAUGAUGUUCCCUGAGCCUCAGAGGAGGGAGGAAGUGUUACAGAGCUGAGCACUUACACUUACUUAUUGCCAGCCUUUUGAUCAGGUAUGAGCCCACUGCAAAUGCAAAAGGAAGCUUCUCUGACCAAGGUUGAGAGAAGCACACAUUUAUGGAGUGAAUUAUUGGCAUGAUUUUGUCGGGUUGAAAAGAGAUGUUCUCAGACUCCCCCACCCACCCCUGCCCGCCCCUGCUAGCUCUGAUAGGUUCCAUUUGGCUUUGUGGAGGAGGGGAGAGUGGAAAAUGGGAGUGUGGGAAAUGUUCCUUCCUGCAGCCUCAGUGUUUGUGGAGUUCUGGUGUGUGGGGGAGGGGGUGCUCUUUCCUGGUAGUCCUCUCACACUCCACCAUGGCCUCUUUCACUAAAAUAGAAUUACUUUUUUUUUUUUUUUGCGGGGGAGGUUGAGACAGGGUUUCUCCAUGUAGCUUUGGUGCCUGUCCUGGAUCUCACUCUGUAGACCAGGUUGGCCUCAAACUCACAGAGAUCCACCUGCCUCUGCCCCCCGAGUGCUGGGAUUAAAGGCGUGUGCCACCACCGCCCGGCUAGGAUUAUAUUUAAAUGAAGUAAUUCAACCUACAACUUCUCACUGAAAUAAUACCUACUUACUUCUAGCUCCCCAUUUUUCUGACAUACUGUGUGCUACCCAUUCCUGUUGGUAAUCUCAACUCCCUGACUCUGACUGCCCACAGAGGGUUCCUCCCAGUCUGACCCAGGGAACAGUUCAGACUGGGGAGACUGUACACGAGUUCUGCACUGUGGUAUCUACUUUCCACACUUAGUGUCUGCUCAGAAUUGUGACCGUCAGGGAUGGCUCCAGUGUGACACACUCACAGUCAGUCUCAUGGGACACAGACACUCAUGGGCGACAAUACUGGAGUGGAUCUAUUCUGUGCACUCACAGAGGUUGACAGCUUAGUGCUGACUACGAAGCUUGGACAAUCAGCUUAGACAUCUCAGUACUUCUCUGCAAACGAGGGGAUUGGAGCCACAGAUGUGUGGUGGUAUUUUACUUGCACUGAAAUGUGAUUUUAAUUGCAUGUUAAUAAAUAAAGUUGCCUGGGGGUCAGAGCUAUUAGAGCCAUAGCAAGUGCAUGUCGGCGGUGGCGCACGCCUUUAAGGACCUGGAGGGCGGUGCAUACAGGCAGUGACGAGGUAGUCACGUGUUUGGGUUUACAACCAAUGAGAAGGCAGAACAGCUAGACUAUAUAAAGACAUAUACACAGGAAGUAGGUCCCUUGUGGAGAGCUCUCUUGGCUGAAGAGGAUCACUGAAUCAGGAAGGGUGAGGCUCUUAGCUCUGACCUCUUGGCUUUCUUCUCUGAAUUGACUCUGUGUUUCUUAUUUAAUAAGAUGGUUGGUUACAUCUACAUUUGGCGCCCAACGUGACAAGAAUCCAUUAAAAACUGCUUAACUUGACUUGGCGGCAGGUCCCGUUUCCCGCCAGGGCGGCCGGCUCCCUAGCCCGGGCCCAGGUCGGCUUGGCCUCAGGCCGGACUAACCUUGAGUUACUUGCUUAAAGCCGGCGCUACAAACAACUCAGGCCUGCCCUGCCGAACAGGGCCCCUGCCUGUAAAGCCAACGCACGUGGUUGGAGCUUAAGGUAGCCAGAGCCAAGGCUUGACUAGGCUCAAGCGGGAACACGUGGCUGGAUUGAAGCUCUUAGGCAGAACUUGCGGCUACGGUUCUUGCGUGUUCUCUCUCUCUCUCUCUCUCUCUCUCUCUCUCUAGAUUCACACCUCGGACACUAGGUGGCUGUUUUGAAAUUCCCUCAGAUUGGUACUGUUCUACGAGGACUUGGUAAGUCACUUAACAUAUCAGAUAUUUUAAAGGAAACUAUUUAAAAGAGAAAUUUUUUUCCACAUUAAAAAAAAAUUGGGUUUUCUGUGUUCAUUGGAAGAAAAUUGGGCUUUGUUUGCAAUUUUAGGCAGUCUGACAAUGGAACAGCUAUAUGAGAAGAUUAAUGUUGACUGAAUUAUGCAGUUUAUUAUUAUGCUUAUCCUCAUUUUACUAUUUAAAAAGAUAGUCAAUUUAAGUGCCAGGGUGACAGCUUUAGAAAAACUUGUUAAACCUGUAAAAACUCAGACAGAAGAAACUAACAGUGAAGUUGCUUCAAGAUUGGAUCAUAGGGUUACAGAAAGAAAGCCUGUUUUCACAUAGUCACCCUUAGUUUGUCCAGUAACCGUACAGCAGUUGCCUGAUCAAAUGACUACACAAAAUAUUUGGGCUCCAAUUGAAAUGUUAGAUUUACGAAGGUUUAAGGAGGCAAUAGUAUCUUAUGGCAUGCAUUCCCCAUAUGUAAAGCAAAUGUUAAACUCUUGGUCAGCAUAUAAUAGGAUUGUACCACAGGACUGGUGGGAGCUGGCACAAGCUGUUCUUGAACCCAGUCAAAGGCUUCAGUGGCUAACUUGGUUCAAGGAUGAAGCUAAAAACAUAGAAAAACAGUGGAGAGAUAAAGGAAUACAAGUCUGCCAGGAUCAGCUUAUUGGAGGACAAUAUGCUUCAGCACAAACACAAUGUUUAUAUGAUGUCCAAACCCUAAUUUUAUGUCGAACAGCAGCCUUGAAUGCAUGGGACAGAGUUGAGGAACCAGGAAAAAAAACUGAGUCAUUUACAAAGGUUGUACAAGGCCCAAAAGAAUCUUUCACAGAUUUUUUACAAAGACUGGCUUCAGCAGUAAAGAGAAUGGUCCCGGAUUCAGAAGCUAGUAAGAUAAUAAUUGAAUCUUUGACCUUUGAGAAUGCAAAUGCAGCAUGCAAAACAAUAAUCAGGCCAUUAAAGGCAAGAUCUGUACCUUUGGAAGAUUGGAUUAGAGACACGGUUAAUGUUGAAGCUCAUGAGCAUGAUGAUAUGUGGGUAGCAGAAGCAAUUUCAAAAGGUUUGAGGAAUGUUAGAUGUUUUGGAUGUGGAAAGCAAGGACAUUUGAAAAGGGACUGUACACAGGUCAUUCCUAGAAAGAAUGUUUCCUCAAGGAACAAUGGCAACAGAAUGCCCCUUCCUUCUGGAGUAUGCAGAAGGUGUGGUAAGGGAAAACACUGGACCAACGAAUAUAGAUCAACAAGGGACAGACAGGGUAAUCCUUUGCCUCAGUCUUCGGGAAACUCCCAGAGGGGCCUCAUGCAGGCCCCAAUAGCAAAUCCAGUUCAAACCUUUCCUGCAGUUGUAGAGGAAACCCCUACUCAGAGCAAUUAAAUAACCAAAUGCCUAUUGGAAUAAGUCAUGCUGGUCAGGAUGAUGAAACAGAGAGAAUAGAAAAUUCAGGAGAAAACAUAAAGAAAAUUUUUUGGCAAACUUCUAUUAAUGAACAAAGACCAAAAUUAUCGAUAAAAAAUAAAUGGUGUUUUGUUGUCUGGUCUGGUAGACACAGGUGCGGACGUUACCAUAAUUGCACCAGAAUUUUGGCAUCCAACUUGGCCUCUUCAGGAGGUAAACAUUCAACUGUUAGGAAUUGGGACAUUAUCUCAGGUGAAACAGAGUGCAAGAUGGCUCGAAUGUAUAGGUCCAGAAGGACAGAGAGCAAAAUUAAAACCAUAUGUGGCUAACAUAGCUAUGAACCUGUGGGGUCGAGACUUGUUACAACAAUGGAAUACUCAGAUUAACAUCCCUCCAAUCUCAGAAACAAAUCAUAAACUAGCACAUGUUUCUGAGAGAAAUAUUAGAAGGCAUUAUUCUGAGUGGUCACCAGCCAUCAUAUUAUACAAGAACAGGGCACAACAACUGAUGAUCUUCCAAAAACAACAACAGUUCUACCUUUAAAAUGGUUAACAGACAAGCCUGUAUGGGUCCAGCAAUGGCCUUUAACAACAGAGAAACUCCAGGCUUUAGAAGAGCUGGUAGAAGAACAGUUAAAUGCUCAGCAUAUUGAGGAAUCAACCAGCCCUUGGAAUUCUCCUGUAUUUGUUAUUAAGAAGAAAUCUGGUAAACGGAGAAUGGUAACAGACCUUAGAGCAAUUAACAAAGUAAUUCAGCCAAUGGGCUCUCUACAAUCUGGUAUUCCUUUGCCUACUCUGUUACCAAAAGGAUGGCCUCUCAUAGUUAUUGAUUUAAAAGACUGUUUCUUUUCAAUACCCUUACAAGAAAAAGACAGAGAAAGAUUUGCUUUCACAGUGCCUACUUAUAAUAAUUCUCAACAGGUUAAAAGAUUUCAGUGGAGGGUCCUCCCACAGGGAAUGUUGAAUAGCCCAACUCUGUGCCAAUAUUUUGUACAACAGCCAUUGGAAGUGAUAUGUAAAAAAUUUCCUAAAUCUAUAAUUUAUCAUUAUCUGAAUGAUAUUUUACUAGCUGACUCAAAUGCAGAUACUUUAGAAAGAAUGUUUGAAGAAGUAAAGAAAAUUUUGCCUUGCUGGGGCUUACAAAUUGCUUCUGAAAAGAUACAAAGAGGAGAUUCUAUUAAUUAUUUAGGAUAUAAAAUAGAGCUACAAAAAAUUAGACCCCAAAAGGUGCAAAUUAGGAGAGAUAGACUACAGACUCUUAAUGACUUUCAAAGAUUAUUUGGAGAUAUUUCUCAUCUACGAACUAUUGUUGGGGUAAAAAGUGAUGAACUGCAUAAUUUGUUCAAAACCUUAGAAGGUGACAAGGACUUAAAUAGUCCAUGAGAAUUAUCACCUGAAGCUGAGAAAGAAUUGGCCUUGGUAGAAAAGAAAGUACAUGAAGGGCACGUGGAUCGGAUUGAUCCAAAGCUGGAUUGCAUUUUGGUUAUUUUACCUUCUAGGCAUUCUCCUACAGGAAUAUUAAUGCAGAGGGAAGAUAUUAUAUUGGAAUGGAUAUUUUUACCAAAUAAACCAAAUAAAAAAUUAAAAACUUAUGUGGAAAAAAUCUCUGACUUGAUUUGGAAAGGAAAAUUGAGACUUCGUCAAUUAGCAGGAAUAGACCCAACAGAAAUUGUCGUACCUUUAACUAAGGAGGACAUUUAAAAAUUAUGGACAGAAAGUGAACCUUGGCAAAGAGCUUGCAGUAAUUUUUUGGGAGAAAUUAACAGCAAAUAUCCCAAAAGCGAUAGAAUUGAUCUUAUAAAGAGAGCUGAUUGGAUCUUGCCUCGAAUUGUAUGGGAAAAACCCAUAUCUGGAGUUCGUACAUUUUAUACAGAUGCCAACAAACAAGGAAAGGCAGGUUACAAAUCAGAAAAUUUAAGUAAAGUGGUUCAAAGUCCUUAUAAUUCAGUUCAAAAAUCAGAAUUGUAUGCUAUUCUGUUGGUAUUAAUGGAUUUUUCAGAACCUCUCAACAUAGUUACUGACUCUCAGUAUGCUGAAAGAGUAGUAUUACAUAUUGAGACUGCAGAAUUUAUCCCUGAUGCUUCAGAAUUAUCUUCACUAUUUAUUCAGUUACAAGAUACAAUCAGGAAAAAGAGUCAUCCUUUAUAUAUAACUCACAUCUGAUUCCAUACUGGUCUGCCAGGCCCUCUAGCACAAGGCAAUGAUGAGAUUGAUAAGUUAUUAAUAGGAAAUGUGCUGGAGGCCUCAGAAUUUCAUAAAAAACAUCAUGUCAAUAGUAAAGGUUUAAAAAAGGAUUUUUCCAUAACCUGGCAACAAGCCAAAGAAAUAGUAAAGAAAUGUCCUACUUGUUCCUUCUACAAUCAAACGCCAUUACCAGCAGGAUGUAAACCAAAGGGUACUCAAAGGAAUGAAAUCUGGCAGAUGGACGUGUUUCACUUUGCAGAAUUUGGAAAACUGAAAUAUGUACACCACACUAUGAAUACUUAUUCAGGAUUUCAGUGGGCAACUGCUUUGAGUUCUGAAAAAGCUGAUUCUGUAAUCACUCAUUUGCCAGAAGUUAUGGCCAUCAUGGGUAUACCUGCACAAAUCAAAACUGAUAAUGCUCCAUCAUAUGUCUCUGUUAAAAUGAAACAGUUUUUUGCUUAUUACAAUAUAAAACAUAUUACAGGCAUACCACAUAAUCCUACAGGUCAAGCAGUUAUAGAAAGAUCAAACAGAACUCUAAAGGAUAUGCUAAAUAAACAGAAAGGGAUAACAAAACCCCCCAGAAAUAGACUGCAUAAUGCUCUAUUAACUUUGAAUUUUCUUAAUGCUAAUGAGAAAGGAACAGCAGCUGCAGAGAGACAUUGGAUAAUAGAAAAAACUACAGAAUUAAAUCAGCCUAUAUACUUCAAGGAUGUGCUGACCUCAGAAUGGAAACCAGGGUAUGUGUUACGUUGGGGACGAGGUUUUGCUUUUGUUUCUACAGGAGAAGAUAAACUGUGGGUACCAUCAAGAUUGAUAAAGGUUCGAUUUGAACAAGAGAAACCUCUUAAUUAGAGGAGGUGAUAGUUCUUCAACAAGCAUGAACAUCCAAUUUAAACUAACUUAUACCAGUAACACAUGUCUUUUCAUUUAAUCAGAUAAUAACUUGCCAAAAAGGAACAUCCCCAAAAUUAGUCUUGGGGAAAGGUUUUUGUUUUUGUCUUUUAGGAGAAUGAAGGUUAAGGAAUCUGAAGAACACUGGACAAAUGAGACAACUGAAGAAAAGGGACAAAUCAUCUAUCCCAGGAAACAGAAUGAAACGGCAUAUGGUUUUCUGCAGGAAAUCACGGCCAGGCCUAACAUCAACUGAAGUCUCCAGGAAGAAGUUGGGGCCCCACAACAACAACAAUUCCAUGUGGACAAUAAUAAUAUCACUAAGCUGACAAACAUCAUCUACAGAUCAGCUUUGAACUACAAGG
Peromyscus californicus insignis is the source of this 12421-nucleotide messenger RNA. Its product is annotated as endogenous retrovirus group K member 10 Gag polyprotein-like. The transcript is spliced from 3 exons. Gene Ontology annotation, molecular function: zinc ion binding; nucleic acid binding. Lineage: Eukaryota; Metazoa; Chordata; Mammalia; Rodentia; Cricetidae. The record is from RefSeq and is a predicted model, not a curated record. Gene Ontology annotation, biological process: viral process. Bases 7972 to 8958 code for a protein of 328 amino acids.